AACUCAUUCUCGGAGACCGACGUCACCCUCGAUGCCUUGAUGUGGACGCCAGUGCUCAAGCAAAGUUCCUCGUACAGACUCAUCACAGAACCCGCGUUCAAACCAAACCCUGAAGCUUGAAGUCGAAACCGAAUGAAUUCAAUCGCGUCUUCACUAAUUUGUCCGACAUUUUGCUCUGAUGGUCCGCUGUAUUGAUCGGUUGCCGACGUCUGUCACUGUCACAAGGGGAGGUUCACUGGGCAGGACAUCUAAAAGAUGGUGGCACAAAGUUCCUGACCGCAUUCUCCAUUAGACGUAGCUUCGCGCUGCCAUCGACAUCAGAUCCCUGAGAAGUUACCAGUGAACUGCAGAAGGUUCAAUUCACGUCACCCAAAACGGUUAGCACUGUCUAGUCUUCCUUGAUGGAACGAAUGACCUGUUCAUUUAGAACGCCGAAAAGUCGCACGAGUGCGCCCAGAACCUCACGUUAGUGUUUCGGCUCCUAUUGUAAGCUUCAGCUCGAACGUCCAUUGCACAACUAGUUGGACUUUUUUGCAGUUGACGGACUUCAACACCCCAUUCCCUCUUUGAGUAUGCUGUCUUUUAGCGCAGCUUUCGCUCUAGCCCUUCUCGCACUUGUUAUACGGCGAGCUUACAAAGUUUACACGGCCGUGAAGUCAUUCAAGGACAUUCCGAGAUAUUACGUCCUGGUUGAUCCAUUGAAUCCACUGUCCUUCCUGCUCCCGAUUUUCUCAUGGAACCCUGGGCUUGACCAGGCAUGGAAGGAAUGGGAUACGCUAUACAGCAGAUAUAACACAGAAGCAUUACUUUAUGUUCCCUUACUCGCAGGUCACGUUUCCGUACACUGCUCAUCACCAGAGGCCCUCCGAAUGGUCUUGGGUGAUGCAUUCUUGUUCUCGAAACCGGAGAAAGUACUUGCUCUCAAUUUCAUGGGCUCAAACGUCGUUGCCUCCACUGGUGAGCAAUGGCGCAGACAUAGAAAGAUCGCUGCUCCCGCGUUCGACAAUCAAUCCUACGCCAAUGUCUGGGAGGUGACGAGUCGCCUCUACCAUGAAAUGGUGAUAAGUGAGGAGUGGAAAUCCGAUGACCGGCAUUAUUUUGCAUCAUUUAAUCAAUUCACGACAAGGCUUGCCCUCCUUGUCAUCUCCGCGUGUGGCUUUAACAUGCAUCUUCGUUGGGACGAGUCGCCAACUCGGAAAGAGCUCACCAAUCCUAUUGAUUCCACUAUUGUCAUGGUCAGCAAAACUGUACAAGAGAAGGUCAUUUUUCCUAAUUGGGUUUUCCGUCUUCCCAUUGAAUUCUUGCAACGUAUGCGAGUCGCUUUCGCUGAUCUAGAGACGUUUCUACAUAACGAGAUUUCUGCCAAAAAGGCCGAGUUGAAGAACGACCUGCAUUUCGAUGGAAGCCUCAGCGAAUCGAACAAGACAGUGUUCGGCCGUCUCGUUGCUGCAAGCCAGCAGGAGGGCGCAAAAGGACUUGAUGAUCGGGAGAUUGCUGGCAAUCUCUUCAUUUUCUUCUUUGCAGGGCACGAGACCACUGCCCAUACCCUCGUAGCCACGCUUGCCAUGUUGGCUAUCCACCAAGAAGAACAAAACAAUGUAUACAAGCAUAUCAUGUCUGUACUAGGCGAUGCGGAGCCGACUUUUGAAGAUUACAAUUCUCUAGCACCUGUUUUGCAUUGUUUCCAUGAGACUAUCCGGCUGUUUCCUGCCGCAUAUGUGAUGCUCCGUUCACCAAGCGAAGAUACUGCAAUAUCCGCGUCGAAACUCACUCCCUCCAGUGAUACAGUCGUCUUGCCCAAAGGCACCGAAAUCGUUCUUGAUAUAAUAGGAGCAGCCAGAAAUCCGCGUAUAUAUCCCGACCCAGCCUCAUUCAAACCUUCUCGUUGGAAUGCUCCUUCCGCUCUUGAUAACUUCCUCGGUUUCUCUUCGGGACCAAGGGUCUGUCUUGGCAGAAAGUUUGCAACGGUUGAGGCGGUGUGCUUCCUCACUUGGCUACUGCGGGAAUGGAAGGUUGAUGUCAAACUGGACGCCGGGGAGACUUUGGGGUCUUGGCAGCAGAAGUACUUGAAGCCUACUCUAGGCAUCACUCUCAAGACAGGUGAUGUGCCGUUGCUCCUGACAAGACGGAGCGCUUGAGUGCCUGGUGCACCCUCAAACUGUGUCGGUGGUUUUGGGUCGUCCUCUGCUAUAGACAUCCGUAUUGUCUUAUGAUUUGUCGCAUCGAACAUGAUACAUUAGAUGCCUGGCGGUAGAGAAUUCGCCUUCUUAGAGAACUCUGCGCGUGUAUUGCGCACUGAAAUGAUUGGUCGUCCUACAAACACUGAAGUUCUAUAUGAUAAAGUAGUAGUCUAGGUAAGUAAAUACGUUCUCUCUCGGGGUUGAAGUAGUCUACAUAAGGUGCGGCCCUGAAAUGACUAUAAACGGG
Molecule: messenger RNA, 2427 nt
Organism: Somion occarium
Lineage: Eukaryota; Fungi; Basidiomycota; Agaricomycetes; Polyporales; Cerrenaceae
Source: the annotation of a GenBank genome assembly